Messenger RNA from Scophthalmus maximus (turbot), 1079 nucleotides. It is a transcript of the gene rpp30, whose product is annotated as ribonuclease P/MRP 30 subunit. The coding region runs from base 95 to 913 and encodes 272 amino acids. Gene Ontology annotation, cellular component: nucleolar ribonuclease P complex. The record is from RefSeq and is a predicted model, not a curated record. Gene Ontology annotation, biological process: tRNA processing. Lineage: Eukaryota; Metazoa; Chordata; Actinopteri; Pleuronectiformes; Scophthalmidae. Gene Ontology annotation, molecular function: RNA binding. The transcript is spliced from 12 exons.
CGAAGAGAAUCGAGUGACGCGUCACGGGGCGGGACUACAGCUCCCAGCAUGCCUUUCGGCCGAACACGUGUCUGAGCUCGGCAACAGCAGCAUCAUGUCCGCGUUCAUGGAUCUGAACCUGCGCUUCACGACCGAGAGAAGCGACCUGCGGACCCUGGUCCGGACCGCGGCUCAGCUCGGUUUCUCCACAGUCGCCAUCAACUAUGUGUUUGAACCUUCGUCCAAAAAGAAACAGGAAAUCCCGACCCCGACGCCGAUCAAUGAGCUGAUCGAUCAGUUGCCCGUCGUACAGGGCCGCUCUCGUCCAAUCAGAGUGCUGAACAGACUGACCGUUGUGAUGUCAGACUCCAGUCACUUUAGGCCGAACGCUGCUGAAUACCGGAGGUUCGACCUGUUGGCCGUCCAGCCGACCACAGAGAAACUCUUCCAUGCUUCCUGUUUGUUGUACGACGUCGACAUCAUCUGCAUCUUAGUCACAGAGAAACUUCCCUUCUUCUUCAAGAGGGCGCCAGUGAACGGGGCUGCAGACAGAGGUGUGGCGUUCGAGGUGUCGUACUCAGCGGCCAUCAGAGACUCUACCAUGAGACGUUACACCAUCGCCAACGCCGUCAGUCUGAUGGAGAGCUGUAAGGGGAAGAAUGUGAUCCUGUCCAGUGCAGGGGAAAGGGCUCUGGAGCUACGAGGUCCCUAUGAUGUCACCAACCUUGGUUUGUUGUUUGGUUUGUCAGACAAAGACGCUAAAGAAGCUGUUUCCUCCACAUGUCGAUCAGUUCUACUGCACGCAGAAACCAGGAGGACGGCCAGUGGCAUCAUUUACACCACGAAGAACUGCAGUGACCAGCAGGAGGCUCCAGAGUGUGAACACGGUGAAGCUCCAGCUGCCAAGAGACACAGAGCUGCCCUGACUGAGUGAUUGACAGCUGAGGAGGGCGGGACUAAUGGGGUUCUCCAGGCCUAUUGGUUGACGUGGUCAAUGAUGACAAUCUGAUCUGAUUCUCUUGUCAAACAGUUUGAAGAAUCUCUGGACGCUUUGUUUUGAAAUUUUUUUGAUGAAAUAAAAACUUGAUAUGAAAUAUCAA